UGUGUAGCUGCGGGGCGGCCCUCGUGGCCGGGAUGCCGGUGUGUGCCGUGCCAGUCCACUGUGGACGGUGAGGGGCCAGAGGAGGCGACCGAGUGCCGGAGACUGAGAGGAAGCAGUCCCCACCAAACAGGAGAGAUGAACCUCUGCUGGAAUGAGAUCAAACGCAAGUCCCACAACAUUCGGGCACGGCUCGAAGCUUUCUCCGACAACAGCGGGAAGCUGCAGCUCUCUCUGCAGGAGAUCAUAGAAUGGCUGACAGCCAAGGACGAGGAGCUAUCGGAGCAGCUGCCCAUAGGAGGCGACGUUGGGGCCGUCCAGCACCAGAGAGAGUUCCACCAGGCGUUUAUGGAGGAUGUCAAGUCUCGCGGGCCCUUCAUCUACUCGGUUUUGGAGUCAGCCCAGGCCUUUCUGGCUCAGCACCCCUUCCAGGAGCCCGAGGAGACCCUGACCGAUGGAAAAGAGGUGUCUCCACGGCGACGGAUUUUGAACGUGAGCCGAUCUGUGUGGAAGCAGGCGAACGUGGCGAGUGACCUGUGGGAAAAACUGACCGCUCGCUGCGUGGACCGCCACAGGCACAUGGAGAGGACACUGGAGUGCCUUUUGCAGAUCCAGGCAGCCAUGGACGAGCUUGCGGGGGCCCUGGAGCAGGCAGAGGGCGUGAGGGACGCCUGGGAGCCUGUUGGCGACCUCUUCAUCGACUCGCUGCAGGACCACAUUGAUGCCACCAAGCUGUUCAAGGAGGAACUCUCGCAGGUGAAGGAGGGCAUGAAGCAGGUCAAUGAGUUGGCCCACCAGCUGGCAAUCUCUGAUGUCCAUUUGUCGAUGGAGAACGCCCGGGUCCUGGAGCAUCUCAACAGCAGAUGGAAAGUGCUUCAGGGCUCCAUUGAGGAGCGGCUGAAGCAGCUCCAGGAUGCACACAGAGACUUUGGCCCUGGAUCGCAGCACUUCCUCUCCAGUUCGGUCCAGGUACCAUGGGAGCGUGCCAUCUCCCCAAACAAAGUGCCCUACUACAUUAACCAUCAGGCCCAGACAACAUGCUGGGACCAUCCAAAGAUGACAGAGCUGUACCAGGCGCUGGCGGAUCUGAACAACAUCAAGUUCUCUGCAUACAGAACAGCUAUGAAGCUUCGACGGGUUCAGAAGUCUCUGAGAUUGGACCUGGUGGCGCUGAGCAGCCUGGUGGACGUGUUUCGGGAGCAGGAGCUGCAGCAGGGGGAGCAUGUGAUGGACGUGGUGGAGGUGAUUCACGGCCUGACGGCCGUGUACGAGGGGCUGGAGGAGCAGAGGUCCCUUCUGGUCAACAUCCCUCUCUGCGUUGACAUGUGCCUCAACUGGCUGCUCAAUGUUUAUGACAGUGCACGAAAUGGCAAAAUGCGAGUUCUCAGCUUCAAAAUGGGACUGGUGAGCUUGUGCAACGCAGACGUCCAGGAGAAGUACAAAUACUUGUUCCGUCAGGUGUCCGGUCCUGGAGGCUUGACAGACCAGCGCCACCUCAGCCUGCUGCUACAUGAAGCCAUCCAGAUCCCCCGCCAGCUGGGCGAAGUCGCAGCUUUCGGCGGCAGCAACACGGAGCCAAGCGUCCGGAGCUGCUUCCGCAUGGCCCCUGAGAAACCUGCCAUUGAGGUGUCUCAUUUCCUGGAAUGGAUGAGCCUCGAGCCCCAGUCGAUGGUUUGGCUGCCCGUCCUGCACCGCGUAGCUGCAGCAGAGUCCACCAAGCAUCAGGCCAAAUGCUACGUCUGCAAACAAUGCCCCAUUAAGGGCUUCAGGUAUCGCAGUUUGAAGCAGUUCAAUGUGGACAUCUGCCAGACAUGUUUUCUGACCGGCCGCACAAGCAAGGGCAAGAAGCUGCACUACCCCAUCAUGGAGUACUACACCCCAACAACCUCGGGAGAGAAGAUGAGGGACUUCGCUAAGACUCUGAAGAACAAGUUCAGGUCAAAGCAGUACUUUACAAAGCACCCACAGAGAGGUUACCUGCCUGUGCAAUCUGUACUGGAAGCUGAAAGCUCAGAGACCCCUUGCUCCUCACCCAGGCUGCCCCAUGCAGACACACACAGCAGGAUUGAACACUACGCCAGCAGACUGGCAGAAAUGGAAAACCAGAAUUGCUCAUUCUUCACGGAUAGCCUGUCUCCAGACGAGAGCCUGGAUGAAGAUCAGUACCUCCUGCGUCACUCCAGCCCAGCCCUGGACCACGAUUCACCCUGCGGGCAGCACAUGCUGCUGGCUCACCUGGAGCAUCAGGACAAGGAGCAGCUCCAAUGCACCCUGGCCCGCCUGGAGAACGAGAACAGGGUGCUGCAGAGCGAGUACAGGCGACUCAAGUGGAAACAUGAAGAGGCGGCGGCACUUCCCAUGCUAACCGAGGCUGGUGAGGGCGGCCCCGGGUCGCCCACCGCGGGAGGGGCGCAGGAUGAAGAGCUGCUGGCUGAGGCGCGGGUGCUGCGGCAACACAAAACGCGCCUGGAGACCCGGAUGCAGAUCCUGGAGGACCACAACAAACAGCUGGAGUCGCAGCUGCGCCGACUGAGGGAGCUACUGCUACAGCCCAAAGAUGAUUCUGAGGCGAACGGAUCCGAGCUGUCGACGCUCUCCUCUCCGGUGUCAGGAGGCGGGCGCCAAGGGGAGCCGCCCAGCCGGGAGACGACCGACACCGAGGCAGCAGGAGAUGAUUUGGAGCGCGAGCAGGACACCGUGCUGCAGCUUCAGGAGGUCAUCGAACAGCUGAGAAACGUCUUCCCCUCCGAGCCGGGCACCACAUCACACAUCUAACCCUGCGAGGGCCUACAGAAGCAGAAUGACAGCCUGAAACGAGGCCCGAGGUCAGGCGGCGGCACCUCAAACCCUGCGACUGCCACGGCGGCGCCGACAUUAAGAACUAACUCUCGUCCGGAUCGCUGUGCACUAAAAGCCUUUCUCAUGCAAACUGCCAGAGGCUCACACUGACGCCCUUUCUGGCCAGGCUGUGCUUCGUCAGCUCAGUGACGGCAUGUUAAGGAGCCAGGAGGAAAAUAUCGUUAGCAGAAGGUCAGGGGGUCAGAAACAAGAAAACGAAACGCCCAACCAAGACACUGUGCUUACCAGUAUUUGUGUAGUUGUUCAGAGGUGUGAAGCUUUAUAUCAGAUCAGAGCACAAAGUCCAGAGGAAGAACUGGAAAAAUA
Poecilia latipinna (sailfin molly) is the source of this 3162-nucleotide messenger RNA. It is a transcript of the gene drp2, whose product is annotated as dystrophin related protein 2. Gene Ontology annotation, biological process: synaptic signaling. Gene Ontology annotation, molecular function: protein binding; zinc ion binding. NCBI's taxonomy places the organism in Eukaryota, Metazoa, Chordata, Actinopteri, Cyprinodontiformes, Poeciliidae. Gene Ontology annotation, cellular component: plasma membrane. The transcript is spliced from 23 exons. The record is from RefSeq and is a predicted model, not a curated record. The coding region runs from base 136 to 2772 and encodes 878 amino acids.